Marasmius oreades (fairy-ring Marasmius) is the source of this 1926-nucleotide messenger RNA. RefSeq names its product succinate dehydrogenase flavoprotein subunit. Gene Ontology annotation, molecular function: electron transfer activity; succinate dehydrogenase (quinone) activity; flavin adenine dinucleotide binding. The transcript has 13 exons. The record is from RefSeq and is a predicted model, not a curated record. The coding region runs from base 1 to 1926 and encodes 641 amino acids. Lineage: Eukaryota; Fungi; Basidiomycota; Agaricomycetes; Agaricales; Marasmiaceae. Gene Ontology annotation, biological process: mitochondrial electron transport, succinate to ubiquinone; tricarboxylic acid cycle.
AUGUCCAAGUUAUUGACAAGAAAUCUUGGUUACCUUCGUUCCUUCCGUCGUCAAUUUCAUGCGACACGAACAAACCGGAUAGUCUCCUCCUUGAACCCGGUGAGAGCAAAGGAACAGAUAGGGUCUUCACUGGGAAGAUAUCCAGUUAUUGAGCACGAAUACGAUGUUAUCGUUGUUGGCGCAGGUGGAGCAGGUUUGAGAGCAGCCUUUGGAUUGGCGGAAGCUGGAUACAACACCGCUUGCAUAACAAAGCUAUUUCCUACAAGGAGUCAUACUGUUGCAGCACAGGGAGGAAUUAAUGCUGCAUUAGGUAACAUGACCGACGAUGAUUGGAGAUAUCACGUCUACGAUACUGUCAAAGGAUCAGAUUGGCUCGGUGAUCAGGACGCAAUUCACUACAUGUGUCGAGAAGCUCCCAACGCAAUCCUCGAGUUAGAACGGUUUGGUGUUCCGUUCUCCCGGACAAGUGACGGUAAAAUAUACCAGCGAGCCGUUGGAGGACAGUCACUCGAGUACGGGAAAGGCGGAAUCGCAUAUCGUUGUGCGUGUGCUGCAGACCGUACCGGACAUGCCCUCCUACACACCCUUUAUGGUCAAUCUCUCAAACACAACACCAACUUCUUCAUAGAAUACUUUGCCCUUGACUUGAUCAUACAAGAUGGAAUAUGUCUUGGAGCCAUCGCUCUCAGUAUGGAAGAUGGUACUCUGCAUCGGUUCAGAGCCCACAAGACCAUUUUAGCUACCGGAGGAUACGGAAGAGCGUAUUUCAGUUGUACGAGUGCACAUACAUGCUCGGGUGACGGAAAUGCUAUGGUGUCGAGGGCUGGCUUACCGCUUCAAGAUAUGGAAUUUGUGCAAUUCCAUCCAACAGGAAUAUAUGGAGCUGGUUGUCUCAUUACUGAGGGGUGUCGAGGAGAAGGCGGUUUCCUGCUCAAUUCAGAAGGGGAACGGUUCAUGGAGCGGUACGCGCCGACUGCCAAGGACCUAGCAUCCCGAGAUGUUGUUUCACGGAGCAUGACGAUCGAGAUUCGUGAGGGAAGAGGUGUAGGACCAGAAAAGGAUCAUAUAUAUCUCCAACUCAGUCAUUUACCUCCGGAUAUACUUCACGAAAGACUUCCUGGAAUCUCCGAGACUGCGUCUAUCUUCGCUGGCAUCGAUGUCAACAUGGAACCAAUUCCUGUAAUCCCAACUGUACAUUACAACAUGGGCGGGAUACCAACAAAGUACACGGGAGAAGUCUUAACUAUCGACAACACUGGUCUUGACACAGUAGUCCCUGGUUUGUAUGCCGCAGGGGAAGCAGCCUGCGUGUCCGUUCAUGGUGCCAAUCGACUAGGCGCAAACUCAUUAUUGGAUAUAGUAGUUUUUGGUCGAGCGGCGGCUCAGCACAUCAAAGAAAACCUCGAACCUGGCAAACCUCACAAAACAUUACCGGAGGAUGCUGGCUUUGAAAGUAUUGCCUUUCUUGAUAGCGUGAGAAACGCAGAUGGCCCUGAGCCGACCUCCAAGUUACGGUUGGAUAUGCAGAGGGUGAUGCAAUCCGAUGCAGCCGUUUUUCGAACGCAGAAGACCCUUGACGAAGGCUUGGAAAAGAUGCACGAGAUUUAUCGGCGGUUCGACCGUAUUGGGAUCCGUGACCGCAGUAUGAUUUGGAACUCAGACCUAAUUGAGACCCUGGAACUUCGGAACCUACUACAGAAUGCUAUCCAAACUAUGAAAGCUGCUGCUGCUAGAACAGAGUCACGAGGGGCGCACGCCCGAGAAGAUUAUCCAGAUCGCGACGACAACACGUGGAUGAAGCAUACACUCUCCUUUCAAAGGGAUACCAGGGAAGCUGAUAUAGAGUUGCGAUAUCGCAGUGUUAUGGCGCACACCCUGGACGAGUCGGAAUGCAAACCGAUCUUACCAAUCAACCGUGUGUACUAG